This is a messenger RNA of Fonsecaea erecta, 411 nucleotides long. RefSeq lists its product as hypothetical. The coding region runs from base 1 to 411 and encodes 136 amino acids. NCBI's taxonomy places the organism in Eukaryota, Fungi, Ascomycota, Eurotiomycetes, Chaetothyriales, Herpotrichiellaceae. The record is from RefSeq and is a predicted model, not a curated record. Gene Ontology annotation, cellular component: nucleolus. The transcript has a single exon. Gene Ontology annotation, biological process: rRNA processing. Gene Ontology annotation, molecular function: RNA helicase activity; ATP binding; RNA binding.
AUGAGCACAGAUGGUACGCUUUAUCAGACAGACAUUUUUGCCGGAGCCAUUGCCAUUCGUCCAUCGACCUUCUCACAGGUAUGGGGGCUAGAUGAGCAUCGAGUGAGCAAUAGACUCCAAGUCCCAAAACCCGCGGCAAGAGUUCUGAAUUCGAGAAAGACACGACAGCCUUACUGCGUAAACGCCGACCGCACGGUCGAUGUGUCCAAGGCGCGGUACCUAGUCUUCGACGAAGCGGACUGGAUGCUGGACAAGGGAGUUGAGGAUGACAUCAAACACAUUAUUUCCCAGGUGCCGUCCGCGAAGAAGCGACAGACGGUAAUGUUCACCGCUACCUGGCCGCAACCUUUACGCAGCAACCCGUUACAAUCACCAUACGGCGAGGAUACUGAUGGCGGAUGUCACGAUUAG